GGGCGGGGCCGGGCCGGACCAGGGCGGGACCAGCCGCCGCUGUCUCCGUCUCGGUCUCCCGUCUCCCACAGCGUCCGGGCAGCCGCAGCGGGAGGAGCGGAAACUGCCGGGUCUGGGCUUUCUUCGGAGACGCCUCCGCCACGAACCGUGCCGCUCUGCCAGCGCAUCCCCGGCCCUGCCCGCCUCGGUCCGGGCCGCUGCCAGCCUCGCUGCCCUCAGGGGGCCUCAGAUCCCCCCAAGCCUAGCCCAGCCCGGCCCGGCCCAGACCGGCCCGCGCCUCCAUCCUCGGCCGCCGGGGUCCCACCUGUGCAACCCGCGCCAUGGCGGAGCAAGAGAGCCUCGAGUUCGGCAAGGCGGACUUCGUGCUCAUGGACUCGGUCUCCAUGUCCGAGUUCAUGGCCAACCUCAGGCUCAGGUUUGAAAAAGGACGCAUCUACACAUUUAUUGGAGAAGUCGUCGUUUCUAUGAACCCAUAUAAAUCCUUAAACAUCUAUGGAAGAGACACAAUUGAACAGUAUAAAGGACGUGAGCUCUAUGAAAGGCCGCCUCAUCUCUUUGCCAUUGCUGACGCUGCUUACAAAGCAAUGAAGAGGCGAUCAAAAGACACUUGUAUUGUGAUAUCAGGUGAAAGCGGUGCUGGGAAAACUGAAGCCAGCAAAUAUAUAAUGCAGUAUAUUGCUGCCAUCACGAAUCCCAGCCAGAGAGCAGAGGUUGAAAGGGUGAAGAAUAUGUUACUGAAAUCCAAUUGUGUACUGGAGGCCUUUGGAAAUGCCAAAACCAACCGUAAUGACAACUCCAGCAGGUUUGGAAAGUAUAUGGAUAUCAACUUUGAUUUCAAAGGGGAUCCCAUAGGAGGACACAUAAAUAAUUACUUACUAGAAAAGUCUCGAGUGAUUGUGCAGCAGCCCGGAGAAAGAAGCUUUCAUUCCUUCUACCAGUUGCUUCAAGGGAGUUCUGAGCAGUUGCUGCGUUCUUUACAUCUCCAGAAGGGCCUCUCGUCUUAUAACUAUAUCCGUGGAGGAGCUCAGCUAAAGUCUUCCAUCAAUGAUGCUGCAGAUUUCAAAGGUGUAGCAGAAGCCAUGAAAGUGAUUGGCUUCAAACCGGAGGAGAUUCAAACCGUUUAUAAAAUUCUGGCUACUAUACUCCAUUUGGGUAAUUUAAAAUUUAUAAUGGAUGGUGAUGUAACUCUGAUUGAAAAUGGCAAAGUUGUCUCCAUCAUCGCCGAAUUGCUCUCUACUAAGUCUGAUAUGGUUGAGAAAGCCCUGCUUUACCGGACUGUGGCAACAGGACGCGAUAUCAUCGACAAGCAGCACACUGAACAGGAAGCCUGCUAUGGCCGAGAUGCCUUUGCAAAGGCAAUAUACGAGCGUCUUUUCUGCUGGAUUGUCACCCGCCUCAAUGAUGUGAUUGAGGUGAAGAACUAUGACACCAUCAUUCACGGGAAAAACACCGUCAUCGGGGUCUUGGAUAUCUAUGGUUUUGAGAUCUUUGACAACAACAGUUUUGAGCAGUUCUGCAUCAAUUACUGUAACGAGAAGCUGCAGCAGCUCUUCAUUCAGCUGGUUCUGAAGCAAGAGCAGGAAGAAUACCAGCGAGAAGGGAUUCCUUGGAAGCACAUUGAUUAUUUUAACAACCAAAUCAUCGUUGAUCUGGUGGAACAGCAGCACAAAGGGAUCAUUGCUGUACUAGACGAUGCCUGUGUAAAUGUGGGCAAAGUGACCGAUGAAAUAUUCCUGGAAGCCCUAAACACAAAACUGAACAAGCAUGCACAUUUCUCCAGCCGCAAGCUCUGUGCCACAGACAAAACCCUAGAGUUUGAUCGAGAUUUUCGAAUUAGACAUUAUGCUGGAGAUGUAGUCUAUUCAGUCAUUGGCUUCAUUGACAAAAACAAAGACACGUUAUUUCAAGAUUUCAAGCGCUUAAUGUACAACAGUUCAAAUCCUGUGCUGAAGAACAUGUGGCCUGAAGGCAAAUUGAGCAUUACAGAGGUUACCAAACGACCUUUAACAGCUGCUACCUUGUUUAAGAAUUCCAUGAUUGCCUUAGUAGACAACCUGGCAUCAAAGGAACCAUAUUAUGUACGUUGCAUUAAGCCAAAUGACAAAAAAUCCCCUCAGCUGUUUGAUGAAGAGCGUUGCCGGCAUCAGGUGGAGUAUCUCGGGCUACUGGAAAAUGUGAGAGUGAGGCGGGCAGGAUUUGCUUACCGUCAGACCUACGAGAAGUUUCUUCACAGAUACAAGAUGAUCUCUGAAUUUACCUGGCCCAACCAUGACCUCCCUUCAGACAAGCAAGCUGUGGAAAAACUGAUUGAAGGCUGUGGUUUCCAGGAUGACGUGGCUUAUGGAAAGACCAAAAUUUUUAUCCGAACUCCCAGGACACUUUUCACCUUGGAAGAACUCCAUGCGCAGAUGCUUGUAAGGAUUGUCCUCUUUCUGCAAAAGGUGUGGAGGGGCACCAUAGCCCGAAUGAAAUACAAGAGGACAAAGGCUGCUCUGACCAUCAUCAGGUACCAUCGGCGCUACAAAGUCAAGGCGUACAUCCAGGAGGUCCACAGACGCUUGCAGGGGGUCAAGAACAUGAAGGACUAUGGGAAGCAUGUGAAGUGGCCAACUCCUCCUAAAGUUCUGCAUCGCUUUGAAGAGGCCCUCAAGGCGAUUUAUCAGAGAUGGAGAGCAGCCCAGCUUAUCCGGAGCAUCCCCCCUGCAGACUUGCCACAGGUCAGGGCAAAGGUUGCUGCCAUGGAGAUGCUGAAAGGUCACAGAGCUGACCUUGGCCUCCAGAGAGCCUGGGAAGGAAACUACCUGGCGGCAAAGCCAGACACUCCACAGACCACAGGCACUUUUGUCCCUGUUGCCAAUGAACUAAAGCGGAAGGACAAAUACAUGAACGUUCUGUUUUCCUGCCAUGUGCGUAAGGUAAAUCGAUUUAGUAAAGUGGAAGAUAGAGCAAUUUUUGUUACGGAUCGCCACCUCUACAAGAUGGACCCCACCAAGCAGUAUAAAGUGAUGAAGACAAUUCCCCUCUAUAAUUUGACUGGGUUGAGCGUCUCCAAUGGAAAGGACCAGCUUGUAGUUUUCCAUACAAAAGACAACAAAGACCUCAUUGUCUGCCUUUUCAGCAAACAGCCAACCAAUGAGAAUCGAAUUGGGGAACUUGUUGGGGUUCUGGCAAAUCAUUUCAAGAGCGAGAAGCGCCACUUACAAGUCACCGUCAACAACCCGGUGCAGUGCAGCCUGCACGGCAAGAAGUGCACGGUCUCCGUGGAGACGCGCAUCAACCAGCCCGAGCCCGACUUCACCAAGAACCGCUCGGGCUUCACCCUCAGCGUGCCGGGGAACUAGCCGCCCCCCCCCGCCCCCCCCCGCCGGAUGGAGAGCUUGGACCCCUGGGAGCCCCGUCCCGGCACCUGCCUCAGCCCGGCCCGCGAGUCAGGGAACGGACUCCCAGGGAGCUUUGCGUCCUUGCUAAGCAUAAUAGAGUCCAAUCUAAUCUGCUGAAUCGCCCGCUAAUGUAGCUCAGGCCACCUGACUAGAAAUUAGCUCCGAGUGGGCUUCAGGGAGGGGGAGCGCUCUGGGACUGGACUUCCUCCUCCCUCCCCCUCCAGCCUCCCCCCCACACCCCAUGACCACUCCUGAGAGGGAACUCUUCUUCUGCCUUUCCUUUAUCCCCAACUUCCCCUUUCCCACUUGAGAAACCAAAGAGCUGGGGGGAGAGGAAGGAGGGGAAAGCAAAUCGGGGCUAACCCCCAAAGCACAAUGGCCACGCGCCAGCCGGGAGUUCCCUAAGCCUGCCCUUGCAAGGAGAAAGGUUGCUGUUUCUAACUGGUGACCCUAGAAAAGGAUGGGGAGAAGGGUUCCCUACAUCUCAAAAAGAUGCUCUUUAGAGAUUGCAUCAAAGAAAUGAGACCUGUCUCCUCCCCAGCUCAGCCUUGAAACUGAAGGCUGCCCACCUAGCUGGGGCCUCUGGCCCUCCCAUCCCCUGCCAGGAUGUCCGGGUGGCAGGAUCCCCACCCCGGUGAUGUCACUGGGGUCCCACAGGCUCAAUGGGAGACUGAAAACCAGACCUGGAGCUUUACCUCUCACUGGCAAAAAGCAGCUCCAAGCCAUUGUGUUGAGAACCUAAAGCCCAGCUCGAAUCUUCCCCAGCACAGACGGGGCACCGAGGGCCCACUUUGGAGAUUCUGCACUCUGCAGCACCUGCCCAUGAAGCUUGUAGCGGGGCGGCUGCCCUCCCCCAGAGGCCUCCUGGCCCACCUGUCCGACAGCACGAGUGGGCGCUGGCUGCUAAGAACCAUUCUCUUUCCUUCCCAUGUAACCAUCUCGGCCCUUUUCUGGUGCGAGGGUUCCUCCAUCACCUGCCUUUCCUUUUGGUCAGGAGUCCUGAUGAGAGGCGUGAGCUGGGGGGAGCAGAAGGGAUGGGGCUGGGAGCUUGUUUUUAAUAUAUCUAAUUGGGUUGGGGGCUUAUUUUGAAAUCUCUGAAUGGAGUAGGAGGGAAGUAGCAUUAUGGGAUUGUGGAAAGGGGAGAGAUUAAUAAGUAAUUCAUUAAUAAUUCAAAAUUAGUGAUGGAUCCCGGCACUGCUGGCCAGGCCAGGACUCCCACCCUUCAUGCUGCACAAAGCCUGAUAAUACAAAACCAGGCAGAGAGAGAUUGUCCCGGAGAAAUGCAACUGUUUUGCCAUCCCGUGCCCCACUAUAAGUAUGCACCUUUCUGACCCAAGCAGGCGGGACAGCUCUCCAAGGCUCCCAAGAGUCUUAUUUUCUGAAACAGCCGAGCCUAGAGAUGAUUGUCACCCUGGGCUGGGGGCUCUCAGGUGCCACCAUAUAAGAGAGUGCUGAGGGAGGAGGGAUGGCUCAUUAGCAUCCCAAAAAGAAGGAAAAAACAGGAUUCUGCAUCUGGGAACAGGACUAAGUCACUGGGCCCUGGGAGCUUCGAUGAUAGGGAAUGGGGCAGGGAAGAAAGUAUUCUUUCCUCAUUUACCCUGGUUCCUCUAGAUCCUCUCCCCACCCCCACCCAGCCUUCCUUCUGUCCCACAAGUGCCUCUGGGCAGCCCAGCCCCCAAUACCUGCUGGCCCCCUGACGCUAAACUCCUUUGGUCCAGCUCGUCACCCUUGCACGGGAGCAACCCCAGAAGUGACCACCCACGUUUGCACUGCAUGGGAUUCCCCAAUAAGGAAUCCCAUUAGCAUUCUUCUUAUCUUUUUUUUUUUUUUUUUUAAUUCUUAUUAAAGAAGCCAUAUCAACCAUUAGCAAAUAGAGGCAAACCUCUCACCUCUGCUUUCAUAGCCAGUGCCUGCUAGGCCAAAGUUUAGCAAUACUCUUAGUGGUGCCAAUUGUAGAAGAGACCAAUGGGAAACUUUCUCUUUUCCAUAUAUUCACCCAAGUAUCUUGCUUUGAAUUACCUAUUUGUUAAAGUGCUCCCCAAAUUUGUUAAACGAGCCAUCCUCUUCUAGGCCAGUGUGAAGGAGGCCUUUCAGAUUUUUUAUUUUUAAUUCUUCCUGACAAACAAAACAAAACAAAACAAAGGGAGGCCGUCCUUUCCGAAGAUCCAGCCCAGCGCCAGAGUCCUCAGUCUGGGACAACAGCAAUCGGGGCUGGAGAGCACCUGGCUGUCGGAUGAGCUCGUGCUGGAAUGGGGUCGCAGGGAACUGUGACCAAAGGCCAACGGUGGAGCUCCGAUAAUGCCUUUGCAUCUGGGCAGUGGUGGAGGGAGGAAGUGGAGGGAGAGGAGAGGGAUCUAUAUGGUGAUUGAUUGUAUGUAAUGAAGUGUUUCUCUGAUUAAAUUAAAUGCAGUUGUUUUUUUUUGUUGGUGGUGCAUAUAUUCCUAUUUUCAUUAAAUUAACUUUAUUUCCAAAGCCUAUUUUGAUUCACCACAAAGAGCAAUAAAGCAUUGAAUCUUAUUUUUAAGGUUGUUCCAGUUGUGUGUCAUUUUUAAAUGGGGAUGGGGGUGUCUUACAGAUCAACAAAUAAUUUCAUUAAAUUAACUAUUUCCAAAGCCCAUUUUAAUUCACCAUGAAAGGCAAUAAAUAGCACAUUGAAUUCUUAUUUUAAGGUUGUUCCCAUUAUGUGUCAUUUUAAAUGGGGGUGGCGGUGUCUUAUAGAUCAACAAAUAUUUUCAUUGAAUUAACUUUUAUUUCCAAAGCCCAUUUUGAUUCACCACAAAAAGCAAUCAAUAAAGCACUGAAUCUUA
Molecule: messenger RNA, 6187 nt
Organism: Sarcophilus harrisii (Tasmanian devil)
Lineage: Eukaryota; Metazoa; Chordata; Mammalia; Dasyuromorphia; Dasyuridae
Gene: MYO1D
Product: myosin ID
Exons: 22
Coding region: 321-3341 (1006 amino acids)
Biological process (GO): actin filament organization; vesicle transport along actin filament
Cellular component (GO): plasma membrane; myosin complex; actin cytoskeleton
Molecular function (GO): ATP binding; actin filament binding; microfilament motor activity
Source: RefSeq, a predicted model, not a curated record